Messenger RNA from Stylophora pistillata, 1647 nucleotides. Its product is annotated as pseudouridylate synthase RPUSD4, mitochondrial. NCBI's taxonomy places the organism in Eukaryota, Metazoa, Cnidaria, Anthozoa, Scleractinia, Pocilloporidae. The record is from RefSeq and is a predicted model, not a curated record. Gene Ontology annotation, molecular function: RNA binding; pseudouridine synthase activity. Gene Ontology annotation, biological process: pseudouridine synthesis.
UCAAGAUGGCGCUAGCAGCAAAAACUGCGAGAUUAGCGCUAGGAAAAACCCUAAUUGAUGCGCAAUACCUGGCAGACAAUGUGCUUUUCAUGAACAGUGAAAUUAUAGCAAUCAACAAACCAUGUGGACUGCCCGUGCAUUCUGGUCCUGGUGUGAAGAUGUGUGUGUUGAAUAUGCUUGAUGAAUUUACAGAAAUAAAAAAGUUGAAGGAAAGACCAGAGCUUGCACAUCGACUCGAUAAGGAUUGCAGUGGAAUUCUGUUACUUACCAGAUCAAAAACUGCCGCUGCUAAAGUCACAGAAAUGUUCUCAGACAAAACCAUUGGUAAACAGUACUGGGCAGUGACUGUUGGAGUUCCAACAUUUGAAGAAGGAGAAAUUAACAUUCCUAUUGGUGAAGCUAAACUUGCUGGAGGAUAUCGCAUUGCCACCAAGCGAGACCUGAUUGGCAAGUCUUCUGAAAUAUUAAGAGCUGCUGGCUUUAAACAUGCAAAGACUAGAUUCAAAAUUUUAGAUGCAAAUCAGAGCACAUGUGCUCUUUUACAACUGGAACCAAUCACAGGAUUAAAACAGCAAAUUAGAGUUCACACAGCAGAAGGACUGAAAUGUCCAAUAUUGGGAGAUCAUAAGUUCUCUUCUGACAUUCGACAACCACAGGUUCUACCUCUGCGCUUACUUCAACUUCUUCAGAUUCGAGGUGUAAAGAAUAAGGAAAACCCCACUGCAAAAGGAAAAAUAAGACAGUGGCAAAGAGCACUGAUUCCUCUUCAUCUACAUGCAAGACAAAUAACUUUACCAAACUUUUACAAAGGAAGAAAUAUUAUAAUUAAAGCUCCUCUGCCUGAAUAUUUUGAAGAAACUCUACAUAAACUGACACUUCAUCCAAAGAGAAAAAAUAUGGUACAGGCAGAGGAUUUGACAGAGUAUAAUAGACUGAAGCAACUUGGAAAAUCUACAAAAAAAAUUGUUGGAUUUUGAAGGAAACUGGUAAGAGGGACUAAAGAAGAUGGAAGAUGCCCCACGCAGGGGUGUCAAGGAAAUUUGUUUCCCUCCUAUCCACAAAGCUUGCUUUUCCAAGUGCAACAUUCCCAUAACAUUUUCAACAAGCUUGUCACCAUAAAGACAUUUUCAAGCUGUAGCAAAUCAAACUGAGACUAAAGAGUACCCUCUCCUUCCCCCGUGAGAAGGGAUUGGCCAUUUAAGAUGGUGCUCAUUAUUUAAAUGGAGACUGAAAUGUGGUUAUUUAUUCCCUUCAACUCAUUUAUAGUUGUCCAAAAUUGAUAUAAAUAUUCCACUAUUUCUCACGAAGUCCAACUUAUACUACAUUGCUACAGACUCACACAAUGAAUGUAAAUUCUACAUUUUUUAUAUGAAAAGCCCUGUUAAUACCACCUUGAAAAGAGGGUCUAUUGGGUAUUUGGCUGGGUGACCUGACUGGAAGCUGGUAUAAACUAACUAAUAAUACAGAAAAAUGAAAAACUGCAAAAAAGAAAUUACAGCAUCAGAAAAGAAUUACAGUUUGCAAAUACCAUGAAAUGUCAGUGGUUUGACUGGCCAACUGCCAUUUUCAGCUCUGAGAAUAAUCAAAGGCAAAAACUUAAAUGAUCCAUUAAAUAAGUAAAUGGUCAGUAAACUAACAUGAAGUACA